UCAUUGUUAAUGGUUCUUCAAUGUUCAGACAUACUGUUCUGUUAUUUCUUAUUGUAGCUGAGUGAGCUGUGACUUACACCUAAAACGAGUCUCUCUGGGGAGAGAAAGGAGGAGACCACUGCCUCUAAAAUGAGUCUCUCUGGGGAGAGAGAGGAGGAGACCACUGCCUCUAAAAUGAGUCUCUCUGGGGAGAGAGAGGAGGAGACCACUGCCUCUAAAAUGAGUCUCUCUGGGGGGAGAGAGGAGGGGACCACUGCCUCUAAAAUGACUCAAGACACCAUUUCAAAGAGUGUCCAGAAGCCCAGAGCAGAGUCCCCUACAACCAGCCUGCUAUCAAUGAAGAGUGAUCAGCCACCUGCUUUCAGCCAGGAACCAUUGCCAGAUGACAAUAAGGAAGUGGAGAGUUUGGACAGUCAAACUCUGCUGACAGUCCAACAAGACAUUAAGGCUAAACUGAAAUACAAGUAUCAACACAUAUCUGAAGGAAUUGGACACCAUGGAAACCAAAGUCUGUUCAAAGACAUCUACACAGAGCUCUAUAUCACAGAGGGUGGAAGUGGAGGGCUCAAUAAUGAACAUGAGGUUAGACAGAUAGAGAUGGCAUCCAAGAAACAAACCACACAAGAGACACCAAUCAAAUGCAACGACAUCUUCAAGCCUUUACCUGGACAAGACAAACCAAUCAGAACUGUGCUGACCAAAGGAAUCGCUGGCAUUGGAAAAACAGUCUCUGUGCAGAAGGUCAUCCUUGACUGGGCAGAGGGAAAAGCAAAUCAGGACGUUCAUUUCAUGUUUCCUCUUCCUUUCCGUGAUCUGAACCUGAAAAAGGACCAAUACAGUCUGAUGCAACUUCUUUCCCACUACUUCUCAGAGCUGAAAGAGAUUGACAGCAUUGAAGAUGGUGAAACUAAAACUGUUUUCAUUUUUGAUGGUCUGGAUGAGUGUCGACUUCCUCUAGACUUCAAAAACAAUGAGAAGUGCUGUGAUGUCACGAAGCCAACCUCAGUGGACGUGUUGCUGACAAACCUCAUCGAGAGGAAUCUGCUUCCCUGUGCUCUCCUCUGGAUAACCUCACGGCCGGCAGCAGCCAAUCAGAUCCCUACUGAGUGUGUUGACCAGGUGACAGAGGUACGAGGGUUCAAUGAUCCACAGAAGGAGGAGUAUUUCAGGAAGAAAAUCACAGAUCAGAAUCUGGCCAAUGAAAUCAUCAAGCACAUGAAGACAUCAAGGAGCCUCUACAUCAUGUGCCACAUGCCAGUCUUCUGUUGGAUAUCAGCCACUGUCCUUGAGAUGAUACUGAACGAGGCAGAGAAGGAUGAAGUCCCCAAAACUCUGACCCAGAUGUACUCACACUUCAUUCUCAUCCAAAUCAUUGUGAAGAACAGGAAGUACAACAAAGCCACAGAGACAAACCCAAAGGAACUGUCUCAGUCAGACAAAGAGAUGAUCCUGAAACUGGCAAAACUGUCUUUCCAACAGCUGCAGAAGGGCAACCUGAUCUUCUAUGAGGAGGACCUGAGAGAGUGUGGCCUUGAUGUCACAGAGGCGUCAGAGUACUCAGCAAUGUGUACAGAGAUCUUUAAAGAAGAAUCUGGGCUGUACCAAGACAAGGUCUACAGCUUUGUGCAUCUGAGCAUUCAGGAGUUUCUAGCAGCAGUGCAUGCUUUAGAAUCAUGUCUAGACAAGAAGGAAAGUGUUUUCUCCCCCACGAGUGAUGAUGAAAAGAAUGAGUCAAUCCAGUUGUCUGACUUACACAGGAGAGCAGUGGACCAGGCCUUGAAGAGUGAGAAUGGACACCUGGACCUGUUCCUCCGCUUCCUUCUGGGUCUCUCACUGGAGUCCAAUCAGAAUCUGUUACGAGGCCUUCUGACACAGACAGGAAGUACAACACAGACCAAUGAGGAAACAGUUAAGAGAACAGUCAGGUACCUUUCAGACAACAUCAAGGAGGAAUCCUCACCAGAAAGGAUCAUCAACUUGUUCCACUGUUUGAAUGAACUUGGUGCCAACUCUCUAGUUGAAGACAUGCAGACCUCCCUGCGUUCAGGAACUCUUUCAGAAACAAGACUAAAACCUGACCAAUGUUCAGCCCUGGCCUACCUGUUACUGAUGUCAGAGGAGGUGCUGGAGGAGCUUGACCUGAAGACAUACAACACAACAAAGGAAGGUUAUCAGAGGUUGCUGCCGGUAGUGAAAACCUGCAAGAGAGCACUACUGGAUCGCUGUAAACUCACGUAUAAAUCCUGUGAGACUCUGGCCUCAGCUCUGCAGACACCAAACUCCCCCCUGAGAGAACUGGACCUCAGCUACAAUGACCUGGGAGACAGAGGAGUGGAGCUGCUCUGUGUUGGACUAACCAGUCCACUCUGCAACAUACAGACACUAGUACUAGCUGGCUGUAAAAUCACAUAUGAAUCCUGUGAGACUCUGGCCUCAGCUCUGCAGACAAACUUCCCCCUGAGAGAACUGGACCUCAGCUACAAUGACCUGGGAGACAGAGGAGUGGAGCUGCUCUGUGUUGGACUAACCAGUCCACUCUGCAACAUACAGACACUAGUACUGGAUCACUGUGACCUCACAUAUGAAUCCUGUGAGACUCUGGCCUCAGCUCUGCAGACACCAAACUCCCCCCUGAGAGAACUGGAACUCAGCCACAACAAUGACCUGGGAGACAGAGGAGUGGAGCUGCUCUGUGUUGGACUAACCAGUCCACUCUGCAACAUACAGACACUAGUUCUAGGUCAGUGUGGUCUGACAGAGGGUUGCUGUUCAGAUCUGGCCUCAGUCCUGAGUUCACCCAGCUCACAACUGAAACAACUGGAGCUGAGAGACAAUGACCUGCAGGACUCAGGAGUUACACUGCUGUCUGCUGGACUGGAGGAUCCAGACUGUAAACUACACACACUGGGUCUUGGUCAGUGUGGUCUGACAGAGGGUUGCUGUUCAGAUCUGGCCUCAGUCCUGAGUUCACCCAACUCACAACUGAAACAACUGGAGCUGAAAGACAAUGACCUGCAGGACUCAGGAGUUACACUGCUGUCUGCUGGACUGGAGGAUCCAGACUGUAAACUACACACACUGGGUCUAGGUCAGUGUGGUCUGACAGAGGGUUGCUGUUCUGAUCUGAACUCAGUCCUGAGUUCACCCAACUCACAACUGAAACACCUGGAGCUGAGAGACAAUGACCUGCAGGACUCAGGAGUUACACUGCUGUCUGCUGGACUGGAGGAUCCAGACUGUAAACUACACACACUGGGGCUGUCUGGCUGUCUGGUCACAGAGGAGGGCUGUGCUGCUCUGUCUUCAGCUCUGAGGUCAAACCCCUCCCACCUGAAAGAGCUGGACCUGAGCUACAAUCACCCAGGAGUCUCUGCAGGGGGACUGCUUUCAGCUGCUCUGGUGGAUCCCACAUGUAAACUGAUGAAGCUGAAUGUGGAUCAUGGUGGAGAGUGCAGGCUGAAAUCAGGGCCGAGGAAAUAUGCCUGUCAUCUCACCUUGGACCCAAGUACAGCAAACCCAGACCUGAUACUGUCUGAGGGGAACAGGAAGGUGACACCGGUGGUGGAGGACCAGCAUUAUGAAGACCAUCCAGACAGAUUUGACCGUUAUCGCCAAGUUCUCUGCAGAGAAGGCUUAUCUGAUUCUCGUUAUUACUGGGAGGUGGACUGGGAUGGUGGUGGGCCUGCUAUUGGUUUGGUGUACAAAGGAAUGUUGGGAAGGGCUGGCAUUUGUAUUGGACUCACAAGCAAUUCCUGGUGUAUGUACUGCUCUGACAGCGUUACUGACUUUUACAAUGCUGGAGUCCAUAGUAGAUCCAUUCUUAGCCCUGUAUCUAGCAGAGUUGGAGUGUAUCUGGACUGGCCAGCUGGUACUUUGUCCUUCUAUAGUGUGUCCUCCUCUGGUGCACUGACACACCUUCACACAUUCUACACCACGUUCACUGAACCCCUCUAUCCUGGAUUUGGGUUUCUUUUGUUGAAAACCUCCUCAGUGACCCUGUAUCAGAUCAACGACAUUCAAAGAGACCAUGGUGGAGAGAGUUGGAUCAAGCCUGGACCUGAGGACACCAGAGACCAUGGUGGAGAGAGUUGGAUCAAGCCUGGACUUGAGGAUACCAGAGACCAUGGUGGAGAGAGUUGGAUCAAGCCUGGACCUGAGGAUACCAGAGACCAUGGUGGAGAGUGUUGUAUCAAGCCUGGACCUGAGGACACCAAAGACCAUGGUGGAGAGAGUUGGAUACCAUGGUGGGGAGAGUUGGAUCAAGCCUGGACCUAA
Messenger RNA from Oncorhynchus mykiss (rainbow trout), 4275 nucleotides. The record is from RefSeq and is a predicted model, not a curated record. NCBI's taxonomy places the organism in Eukaryota, Metazoa, Chordata, Actinopteri, Salmoniformes, Salmonidae.